This is a messenger RNA of Puma concolor (puma), 2430 nucleotides long. NCBI's taxonomy places the organism in Eukaryota, Metazoa, Chordata, Mammalia, Carnivora, Felidae. The record is from RefSeq and is a predicted model, not a curated record.
AUGGGUAGUGAAUCUUCCUUGACCUGUCCCCACUGCCUGAAACAGAGCAACACCUUUGAUCCUUUCCUGUGUGUGUCACUACCUAUCCCCUUGCACCAGACGAGAUUCUUGAGCGUCACGUUGGUCUUCCCCUCGAAGAGCCAGCGGUUCCUGCGGGUUGGCCUGGCCGUGCCAAUCCUCAGCACAGUGGCAUCCCUGAGGAAGAUGGUCGCAGAGGAAGGCGGCGUCCCUGCGGAUGAGGUGAUCUUAGUUGAACUGUGUCCCAGUGGAUUCCAGCGGUCUUUCUUUGAUGAAGAGGACCUGAAUACCAUUGCAGAGGGAGAUAAUGUAUAUGCCUUCCACGCCCCUCCACCACCUGGCCAGGAGAUGCUCUCGGCUCACCCACCUGGUCUUUCCAUCUCCCCGCGCUUGGCAGCCCAUGGGGGUCAACGGUUACCCCCGCCUGUCCAGAGUGAGAACAAGGUGCUGAUCCUCCUCUGUAACUUGGCGGGGUCCGGGCAGCAGGCCAGCAGGGCUCUGCACCCCAGGAGGCCAGGAGGCCCCCCGCACGUCAAACUGGCCGUGGAGUGGGAUAGUGAUGCCAAGGGGCGCCUGUUCGGGAGCCCCCAGGAGGAGCGGGUUCAGGACGCGGAGAGCGUGUGGCGGCAGCAGGAGGCGCACCAGCAACCCAGCUGCACCCUGGACGAGUGCUUUCAGUUCUACACCAAGGAGGAGCAGCUGGCUCAGGACGAUGCGUGGAAGUGUCCACACUGCAAGGCCCUCCAGCAGGGCACGGUGAAGCUGAGUCUCUGGACCCUGCCUGACAUCCUCAUCAUCCACCUGAAAAGGUUCUGUCAGGUGGGCGAGAGGAGAAACAAGCUGUCCACGCUGGUGAAGUUUCCGCUCUCCGGCCUCAACAUGGCCCCCCACGUGGCCCAGAGAAACGCGGGCCCCAAGCCCGCGACAGGCCCCUGGCCUUCCUGGGAGCAGCCGGCCUGCCUGCCCGCCAGCUGCCCGUGGGACUUCCUGUACGACUUGUAUGCCGUCUGCAACCACCACGGCGGUCUGCAAGGUGGGCAUUACACAGCCUACUGCCGGAACUCUCUGGACGGCCAGUGGUACAGUUUUGAUGACAGCACAGUGGAACCGCUCCCGGAAGAUGAGGUCAGUACGCGAGGGGCUUACAUCCUGUUUUAUCAGAAACGGAACAGCAUCCCCCCCUGGUCAGCCAGCGGUUCCAUGAGAGGUUCCACCAGCUCCUCCUUCUCCGAUCACUGGCUCCUUCGACUCGGGAGCAGUAACAGCAGUGCGAGGGGGAGCCUGCUGUCCUGGAGCUCCAGCCCCGGCCCCUCCCGGCCCCUGGCGCCUGACCCUCCCGUCUUCACCAACGGCCUCUCCGAUCAGGAAAAGGGAGAGCUGGAGUCCAGGCGUCUGGUACGGGGCGUACGAGGCCGAAGCAUCAGCAUGAAGGAGCCUACGCCUUCCAGAGCCAAGCAGGGAGCCUUCAAGACCUUGCCCCUCCGCUGGUCUUUCAGACCCAGGGAGAAACCGCCCGGUACAUCUGUCGAGUUGGUGGAGUACUUGGAGUCCAGGCGGAGGCCCCGAUCCACCAGCCAGUCCAUCGUGCCGCUGUUGACGGGCGCUGCCUGCGAGGACGGGAAGUCCGCUGAGGGUGAAGACGGUAGGCCAGCCAGUGAGACAGUGCUGGCCCGAGCGCCCGGCCCCUCAGGCCACCCCAGUCCCUGUGCAGCCCCCGGAACCUCAGAUGGCCUGAAUACAGCCAGGAAAGCCAAGGAAAAUGCGAGUCAGGAUAUCAGGCUCCCCAGACGGUUUGACCUGCCCCUCACGGUGAUGCCCUCAGUGCCGAAUGAGAAACGAGCCCGGCCGGAGGGCCAGAAGACAGCGAACUGCAAGGGAAGUGGCCAGGCAGGAAGCCUCAGCACAGCACCCUCCCCCACAGAGGCGCUGAGCAGCACGGAGUUAUCUAGAAACAGUGCAGAGAGCCGCCAGAAUACCCGCAUCAGAAUGAGGGCUAAUGUGGACGGCAGGGACGUCCCACAGGGGACCCUCACCCUUCUGAGGUCCGUGUUUUCCAAGAAGGAGAACAAAUCUGAGAGGCCAGAGGUGGCCCCCCAGGCGUCCCCAGUGUCCCUGGUGAGCGGCAGGCUGAGCCCGGCUGUGGAUGAGCACUCUUGGGGCUCCUCUCCUUCCCCCCGGAUUCAGGAGAGCCUGGCCAGAGCCCCCAUCACCCACUUGGAAAGGGAUGUAUGGUCGGCUCCCAGCUCUCUCCGCCUCCCUCGCAAAGCCAUCAGGUCCACGAGGGCCAGUGCCCUGGGCACGUCCCAGAGGACUGUCCCAGGGGAGCACACUUCUUUGGGCACCUUGCAAAAGGUGAAGUACCACACUCUUUCCUUGAGUCGGAAGAAAACGUUACCCGAGUCCAGCUUUUGA